Molecule: messenger RNA, 333 nt
Organism: Knipowitschia caucasica
Lineage: Eukaryota; Metazoa; Chordata; Actinopteri; Gobiiformes; Gobiidae
Source: the annotation of a GenBank genome assembly
AUGAAAUUCAGCAUGGUGAAGCUCAACGAAGGAAAAGGCUUCAACGGAGAGAGCGGGGUCUUCACCUGUCCACUAGAUGGCGUCUAUUACUUUGUUGUUAACGCGUCAGUCUACGGACGCGGCCACUGCGCUAUUUACAAGAAUGGAGAGAAAAUCGCGUCGCUGUAUCACGCGAACUCCGGGGAUGACCGGUGCACGCAGGUGGCCUCUAUGAGCAGUGUACUGAAGCUGUCCAAGAAAGACGAGGUGUGGAUUCAGGUCUUUGGGAGCAGAUAUGACAUACUGGCCACUGAAGAUAAUGAUACUGUCUUUACUGGUUUUCUUCUGGGCUAA